CUCCUGCUUACACACCCACGAGUCGCAGCGUAGUAGACCAACCAAUCAAAGCAAACAGCACCAGAUUUCCUGUAGCAAGCCAUUUGUGCGAGAUGGAGUACCAGGGACAGCAGCAGCACGGCCGCGUCGACGAGUACGGCAACCCGAUCGCCGGAGCCGGACACGGUGGCCUGACCGGCGGCAUGGGAGGGCACGGCGGAGUCGGCACGGGCGCGGCUGCCGGAGGGCAUUUCCAGCCCAUGAGGGAGGAGCACAAGGCCGGCGGGAUCCUGCACCGCUCCGGCAGCUCCAGCUCCAGCUCGUCUGAGGAUGACGGCAUGGGCGGAAGGAGGAAGAAGGGCAUGAAAGAGAAGAUCAAGGAGAAGCUCCCCGGCGGCCACGGUGGUGAGCAGCAAGCCAUGGGUACCUACGGACAGCAGGGUCACACUGGCAUGACCGGCACCGGGGCCACCGGCGGCACCUACGAACAGCAGGGACACACCGGAAUGACCGGCACCGGAGCGCAUGACACCAUGGCUACCGGCGGCACCUAUGGUCAGCAGGGACACGCUGGGAUGACCGGCACAGGGACGCACGGCACCGGCGAGAAGAAAGGCAUCAUGGACAAGAUCAAGGAGAAGCUGCCUGGCCAGCACUGAGCUAGCCCCUGGCCUUUCCACUACUUGUGAAGUUUGAGGCACCAGUUGGCCACCUUCGUCGAAUACUAAGAUAAACGGCAGAAAAAAAUCUCCACCAUAAUAAGUGAGCUGAGUUCACUUGGUUGUUUCGGUGGAUGUAUCCGGGUUCAUGUCCUCUGUGGGUUUUAGUUGUCGGGAUUUUCUCGCACGGUUCUGUACUGUAUAUUUUGAUGUGUAAUUCUGUUGUUUCUGAAUCGUAUAUCCAAUAUAUGUUUCCCUCAA
Molecule: messenger RNA, 899 nt
Organism: Lolium perenne
Lineage: Eukaryota; Viridiplantae; Streptophyta; Magnoliopsida; Poales; Poaceae
Product: dehydrin DHN4-like
Biological process (GO): response to abscisic acid; response to water deprivation; cold acclimation
Cellular component (GO): cytosol
Source: RefSeq, a predicted model, not a curated record